Molecule: messenger RNA, 1557 nt
Organism: Brassica oleracea var. oleracea
Lineage: Eukaryota; Viridiplantae; Streptophyta; Magnoliopsida; Brassicales; Brassicaceae
Product: beta-amylase 5-like
Exons: 7
Coding region: 1-1500 (499 amino acids)
Biological process (GO): polysaccharide catabolic process
Molecular function (GO): beta-amylase activity
Source: RefSeq, a predicted model, not a curated record
AUGGAAGACAUUAAUCGCAAGGAAAAGCUUUUUCUCAACUACGUUCCUGUCUACAUCGUGCUUCCUCUUUUUGGAAUAGUGGCUAAAGAUAACAAACAUGCAGAAUUAGAAACUACAGAAAGGAACUUGAAGCGUCUCAAGGAGGAGGCUUGCCUAGAUGGUGUGAUGGUCGAUGUGUGGUGGGGGAUCGUCGAAUCCGAAGCCCCCAAGGUAUAUAAUUGGAAUGGUUACAAAGAGCUGUUCAAGAUGAUCAAGCGUUUGGAACUCAAAAUCCAUGCCCUUAUGUCUUUCCACAAGAGCAGCCAAAACAGAAAAACCACCUCUCUGCCGAGCUGGGUAGUCCAAGUUGGCAAAGACAAUCCCGAUAUCUAUUACACCGACCGCAAAGGCUUUCGAAAUGACGAGUGCCUCAGCCUUGGGGUCGAUAAUGAACCUCUCUUUGAUGAUGGAAGUGGUACAAAACGUACUGCCAUACAGAUAUACAGUGACUACAUGAGUAGCUUCAAAGAAAACAUGGCAGAGUUUCUAGAAGACGGCGUGGUAGGCACAAUCGAAGUAGGCCUAGGACCCAAUGGAGAACUUUGUUACCCUUCGUUUCCAUCAGAUCAAAGGUGGACAUUUCCCGGCAUUGGAGAAUUUCAGUGCUACGACAAAUACUUGAAGAAAGAUUACGAGAAUGCGGAAAAGAAGGCAGGACACUCGAUGUUGGAUCUUUCAAAAGAAAAGUUUGGAGAUUACAACAGCAAGCCACAUGAAACUACAUUUUUCAAGGAAAAUGGGACAUACGACACGGAGAAGGGGAAGUUCUUCUUGGAAUGGUACUCCAACAAACUUAUCUUGCAUGGUGAUCAAAUCCUAAGAGAAGCCAACAAGAUCUUCACCGGCCUCAAAAUUGACUUGGUUGCCAAGGUUUCAGGAGUUCACUGGCUGUACAACCAUCCCAGCCACGGGGCAGAACUAACUGCCGGUUAUUACAACCUUUACGACAGAGAUGGCUACCGUCCGAUCGCUAGGAUGCUAAACAAACGCAACUGCUUUCUCAACUUUAGUUGUCUUGAGAUGAAACAUAACAAGAAUGCAAAGGAGGACGCCUUAUCUGCUCCUGAAGAACUUGUUAAAGCGGUAUUGAGCAAAGCGUGGAAAGAAGGCAUAGAAGUGAUUGGUGCAAACACAUCGGAAAUUAUUGAUGCGGAAGGUUACAACCAGGUUCUUCUUAAUGCAAGACCAAACGGUUCUAACCCGAAGGGAAAGCCAAAACUCAAAGUGCACAGUUUCAUGUACCUGCGAUUGUCCGAAACAAUUUUUAGUAGAAACUACGACAUGUUCAAGAAGUUUGUGAGGAACAUGCAUGCAGAUCAAGAUUACUGUGGGGAUGCAGAGAAGUAUGCCCAUGAGGUCGAGUCGAAUUCAGCGAUCACCAUUGAGGAAAUAUUGGCUGCUACCAAGUCAAGUGGAUCAUUCAAGUGGGACGACGAUACCGAAGCUAAGGUUGAUGGUUGAACCUAUGCAGCCACACAAAAUCGGCUCCAGAUUCGUAUGGGCCAUCCGGAAAAUAUU